AUGAGCGCGCCGGCAUCGCCCUCAGGGGUCGACCAGGUCGAAUCUACUGCCACGCGGCGCAAGUCUGGACGCGUAUCCAGAAAACCAGACAGGUUCGCGCCAGGCGCGAGCCCAACCACCACCACCAAGCGGAAGCGCGGCAACGACAAUGACAGUGCAGUAGACGCGAGCGACUCUUCCGAACAAGAGUCGGACCAGAGCACUGAGGACGAGCCGGAUGAUGAGGAAAUCAAGGAGCGCAGGCGCAAGAGGAAGACCAAAGCUGCUGCUCGUAAGCCAGCAGCUAAGAAGCCAAAGACCAAUGGCGACAGCCUCAAUCUGGCCAUCCGUCCCGCCAGCAACGCGACAAAGAAGCUUGCCAAACGACCCCGAAAAGCGCCUGUACGCAAGAGCACCCUGCCAGAGGAGACCGAAGGCCUAUACGCCGACGUGUUCGCUAGCGGAGACCGGCUCGAAGACGUGACCGCUCAGUGGAUAGCCCGGUUCAAUGAACAUGAGGCCAAAGCUGUGGCCGAAAUCGUAAAUCUAGUCUUCCAAGCUUCAGGCUGCGAUUUGCGGAUAAACGAGGACGACAUAGGCGACCCUGAUAACGCGCCCAAUCGCGUAGCCGAGAUUCAAGAGGAAUUCCAGCAGUACGAGGUUACUGAAUACCCUCUAAUUGCAAAGGCAAAAGAUGGCGGUGGCAAUGCCUUCAGAAACGCGCUGCAAGGCUUCUUUAUGACCCUCAUACAAACCAUUGCAGAAUCAGGCCUCAUGUACGAGAGCGUGGAGAUUUUAGAAAACAUUUCCGUCUGGCUGGGCGCCAUGUCCUCCACCGGUAAUCGUCCAUUCCGGCAUACAAGCACAGUCGCCUCGCUAGCCAUCACAACCGCCCUGGCACAAGUUGCGGCAGACCUGGUCGAGAAUACGGCUAAGCGCGUCCGCCAGAGCGAAGCAGAAGCCAAAAAGUCAAGAGUGAACAAAGAACGUGUGGCUGCAGCGGAAAAGGAAAUCGACGAGUACAAUCAGAAGCUAGAAUAUGUCGGGGGCCAGUUGGAUGACUGGUUCGCUGCCGUCUACGUUCAUCGUUACCGGGACGUCGAUCCUAAAAUCAGAGUCGAUAGCGUGGUAGCGCUGGCAGAUUGGAUCAUGGCAUAUCCCGACAAGUUUUUUGACGGCACCAAACUCCGCUAUCUGGGUUGGGUGCUUUCAGAUCCAAAUCCAUCCACACGAAUCGAAGUGCUGCACCAACUUGCACGCUUGUUCCGGGAUGAGAGCAAGCUGGCCGGCUUGAAGACGUUUACCGAGCGCUUCCGACCACGUAUUGUCGAAAUGGCUACUCACGAUGCGGAAAUCAACGUGCGUGCUGCGGCAGUCGACUUACUCGACAUCCUUCGUGAGGCCGGCUUCCUUGAGCCCGAUGAUAUUGAUUCGGUUGGCAAGCUCAUCUUCGACUCUGAUGCAAAGGUUCGCAAGUCUGUGGUUGGCUUUUUCGCCGAGAAUGUCAAUGCUGCAUAUGAAGCGACCGUAGAAGAUAUGGGAGGCGAAGAAGCGUUAAAUGAAGCAUUGGCUCCACCUGACGAAGAAGAGGAAGAAUAUCACAACCCACGACUCGAGUGGCUCAAGCUCAAGUGUUUAGUUGAUCAGUUGCUCUCAUACGACGAAGACGAAAUUGAGCUGCCCUCGCAAAUCCAGCGCAUGUCUCCUGGUACGGAGCUGGGGUUGAUUGCUGCUGGUGUGGAAUCGCGCGUUUCGCUCGCUGCUCAAGCUCUCUACGAUGCCAUUCCGGAGAUUCGGUCAUGGGAGGUUUUGGCUGGUUACCUCCUCUACGACCAUUCCCAAACUGUUCAAGGAGACAGUGAGGAUCCAGAAAUCAUGCUUCGCCAAACCUGCCAGCUCGAGGAGAAACACGAGACUGUUCUCUUGGACAUUCUCAACUCAGUAGUACGCAUCCGGCUUCAGCGUCUUGCAGAGGUAUCCAAGGACAAGAAGAAGACCAAGACGCAACGUGAAAGCGAGCAAGAGGACCAAGCAGAUAUGGCUCGACGACUAUCAUUACUUAUCCCUCAACUUUUGAAGAAAUUCGGGGCUCUUCCCGAGGCUGCUGCGCUAUGUCUCCGAUUGGAGCGUGAGCUGAAUCUGGAUGUCUUUGAGGAACUCCGGCAAAAUGCAGCCCUUACUGCGUUACUUGACGACAUCAACAAGCAAUUCCUUACUCAUCACAACGAGCGUGUGCUUGGUGAAGCUAUCGGAUCCAUUCUACAUGCACAGGGCAGCGAGGAACUCAGAGAGACGGUUGAUCUCAAGGUGCAAGCACUCUGGGAUGACCUGAUCAACACAUUUGAUGCCCUUCGUAGAGGCAAGGACUUUUCUACACGAGGCAACUUGGAUCAAAAUGUUCUCCGCGGCGUUUCCAACGUCGUACUAAAGAUGGCACAACUGGUGACUGUUUCAGAUGCUUCUGUGCUGGACCAUAUUGUUGCUCCUGCAAAGCCAAAAGGCAGAGGCAAGAAGGCGGCGUUGGACACACCGCCAAUUGACUCAGUGUUGCAAAUCCUUGAGCGAGGUGUUCCAGUUGAGGAGCUGGAUGCAGAGAUUGAAGAGGCAGACGAUACUUUUGUCCGUCACGCAAUGUCUAUUAUGCUCAUGUAUUUUAUGUGGAAAUGCCGGGAGUGUACCACACACGUUGAAGAAGGCACCAGCAUACCUGACGACGAGCUCAUGGCGCUUGUGGAAAGGAGGGACACUUGUGUCACGACCUUGAUGAGGAUUAUGGAGAGCCGGAAAGGCACAGAUGAAGUACGACUCGACGCAGCGAAUCUCCUGUUAGACAUUUACACCAUGUUCUGUACACUACGGGUCAAAAAGGGCAAGGCGACAAGGACGCCUAAAAAGACACAAGGCCGCGCAUCAAAUAACGCCAAUGACGAUUGGGAGGCUCUAUGCCGAGACAUCGACAGCAACACAACAAAGCUCAUCUUGCAGAUUCUUACGGCCUGGGAAAACCACCUGGCCAAACUUACCAACAAGCGUCUUGAGGAACCAGAUGUUGACGAUGACCCAAUCGACCCUGACGACGAACCGGAAAGUGACGAAGAUGAUGCUGCGGACGAGGGCGCAGUAUCCGACAAGCAAGUGCGUGCCAUUCUGGCUGAGCAAUCGCUCGAUGCGUUCGGUGGGCGCAUCGUACAUGCUGUGCUUGUUGGUGCACUUGAUGGCGACGGUUCAGGCACAGUGCGCAAGCGUCUAGAGCGUAACAAGACAAAGCUCACGCCUACAUGGAGGGAGGUUGUAAAUCAUCUCGACGCAGUCAAGCAACGCAAAGUGACCAAGAAGGGUACAAAGGCAACUAAGGACACUGCCAAGCCAGCCAAAAGCAAAGAGGUUGUUGAAGUGGACAGCGAUGAAGACGAAGAACAAGACGCUGAGAAUGAAGUACCCGGAGACGAGAUUGAGGACGAGGAAAUGGCCGAUGGCGAUGAGGAGCAGACAAAUGGUGUACAGGAUGCGGAGGAGAAUGGUGACGAUGCGGCAGAGAGGGAUGGGGAUGGCGAAGAGAGUAUUCUCGGCGACUGA
Messenger RNA from Bipolaris victoriae FI3, 3555 nucleotides. RefSeq lists its product as hypothetical. NCBI's taxonomy places the organism in Eukaryota, Fungi, Ascomycota, Dothideomycetes, Pleosporales, Pleosporaceae. Gene Ontology annotation, molecular function: chromatin binding. The record is from RefSeq and is a predicted model, not a curated record. The transcript is spliced from 3 exons. The coding region runs from base 1 to 3555 and encodes 1184 amino acids. Gene Ontology annotation, biological process: sister chromatid cohesion. Gene Ontology annotation, cellular component: cohesin complex; nucleus; chromatin.